AUGCUGGCGGCGUUCCUCGCGGCGCUCGUCUUCUUCCAUUCCUCCGAGUUCCUCCUCGCGCUCUGGUCCACCGGCAAACCCGACGUCCGAUGUGCGUCCCUUCGUCUCGCCUCCCACUGUAGUAGAUACGUACCAAACACAAUGUUCCCCUUCCCCCGCCUCAACUCGGCCUUCCUCCUCGCGCUCUGGUCCACCGGCAAACCCCACGCCCGAUCCCUCCCUCCUCCCAUCUUUGUCUCACAGGAGGAGCUUCCCUUCACGACGCUGCAAUGCCUCUCCCCUCCUCCUUAUAUCCCUCCACUUUCAUCCCUCAUCUUCUUCUUCUCCCCUCAUCACCCUCCCGCCCAGCCUCAUCCUGCUCCGUUCCCCUUCCCACGCCCUGCCCCUUUCUGUGGCUCGUGGCGCUCUUGUGGGGGCACCCCUGCUGGGGGAGCUGCUGCUUCUGCUGGCGAUCUGUUCAAAGUUCGCUUCCCCCCACCCACCCCCCCCCCAAUCCCAUCCCUCUCCACCACUUCAAGUGCCGCCUGUGGCCCAUGGCCGUUCCUCUUCUCGCGGGAGUAUCUGCUGGCCAUGGCAGCAACGCUCACUGAAUACGCCCUUGAGACCACCCUCUUCCCCGCCUUCAAGCGCCGCCUGUGGCCCGUGGCGUGGGUGCGGCAUCCGGGCUACACGGGGUGGUUCAUGUGGAGCAUAGCCACGCAGCUGCUGCUCGUCAACCCCCUCUGCACGCUCGCCUUUGCCCUCGUCUCCUGGCGCUUCUUUGCCGCCCGCAUCCCGCAUCCUGUGAGUUACCCUGUGCGUUCAGUCGGCCUGGAGCAGGACCUGCAGGACCGUGAAUCGGCCUCAACUCCUAGUGCCUCAUUGUGUAGAGGGAGAUGCGAGGCUGUUGUUUCAAGACUCCCUUGUUUCCUUCUCCCCCUUUCCCUUUUCCUCAUCGCCCGCGCCCUUCCACCACCAUGUCCCAAUCUCUCCACUACCUCGCGCCUCCCGCCAGCUUGCUGCACUCCAGUGCCCCACACACACGCCAUUGCCAUCCCACCCCAUCUCAUGCUGCACACCUUCUGCUUCCGUGCCCCACCCUCCCCCCCCCUUCCUCCCCCUCUCUCUCCCGCCUCCCCCCCUCUUUGCUGCAGCUACGAGGACCUGUACUUGCACCCGUUCUUUGGUCUCGAGUACGCGCAAUACGCUGCCUCUCUGCUUUCCUGCGUUCCUUUUGUCUCAUCGCGCCACCCCCUCUGCUCUCCCCUCCCCCUCAUCCUAGCUACGAGCAGUUUUAUCUGCACCAGUUCUUCCAGCAUGCGCAAUGCCUCUGCUCCCAUGUCCCCUCUUUCCCCACCCCCCUUUUUCAAAUCCAGCUACGAGGAGUUCUAUCUGCACCAGUUCUUUGGUCUUGACUACUACGAGUUCUAUCUGCACCAGGUCUUCUGCCUUCGCUGCGAGGAGUUCUACAUGCACCAGGUGUUUGGCCAUGACUACGAGGAGUUCUACCUCCACCAGUUCUUGAGCCUUAAGAACGCACGAUACGCCGCCUCGGUGCCUCGGUGCCUCGGUGCGUGGGUGUCUUAUCGUGCCAGCCCUAAUGGUCUCCCCUCCCCCCAUCCAUGCAGCUACGAGGAGUUCUAUCUGCACCAGUUCUUUGGCCUUGAGUACGCAUGA
Messenger RNA from Closterium sp. NIES-65, 1656 nucleotides. The record is from the annotation of a GenBank genome assembly. Lineage: Eukaryota; Viridiplantae; Streptophyta; Zygnematophyceae; Desmidiales; Closteriaceae.